CCCCUCCCCUCCCCCUUGAAUGCCGCCGGGCAGCCAGGCGGAAGCUGCCGCGACCAUUUUGAAAAAGAGGAGCAGCGACAGCAGCGCCAAGGACCAUGGACAAGGGCCACACAGUGAAGCUCUUUGUGGGCAACCUAGCGCUGGACGCCACCCAGGAGGAGCUGUCGUCCAUCUUCGAGCCGUACGGCCACGUGGUGAGCUGCAGCGUGCUGCGACAGUUCGCCUUCGUGCACCUGCAGGGCGAGGGCGCUGCCGAGCGCGCCAUCCGAGAGCUGAACGGCCGCGAGUUCCGCGGGCGCAACCUGGUGGUGGAGGAGUCGCGGGGGCGUCCGCUGCACUCCACCAAAGUCUUUGUGGGCAACCUGAGUGGCAUGUGCACCACCGAGGACCUCCAGCAGCUCUUUCAGACUUUUGGCAAAGUUCUGGAAUGUGACAAAGUCAAAGGCUACGCCUUUGUGCACAUGGAGAACAAGGAAGACGCGCUGCAGGCCAUCGAGGCGCUCCACGGCACCUCCUUCAAGGGCCGCCCGCUUUCUGUGGAGCUCUCCAAAGUACAGCCCAGCAAGCAGACCCCCACCGGCAAGAUCCCGUGCGUCAACUGCGGCAAGCAGGGCCACUACGCCGGCGAGUGUCCCGUGGGCAAGCCCACCCUGGAGCAGUACCAAAGUCAGGCGGCCGUCUUGGCCGCCGCCGCCGCGGCCGCCGCCGGCCUGCCCCUCCAAGUGCAGCAGAGCGUGCACAACUCGGUGUACAACACGUCCACCUUUGAUCCCACGUACGCCGCCCUCACCGGGAUCACCACGGGCACCCGCACCGACGGCAACCCCGUCAACCCGGCCGUCUACGGCGCCCUGGCCAGUCAGGUGUACGGCGCCAACGUGGCCAAUCAGCUGUACGGCUCGGUGGCCAACCAGGCCGCGCUGACGUCGGGGGCCGCUCAGGUCUACAGCUCGGUGGCGCCCAACCUCUACGGCCAGGUGGCGGCCAAUGCCGCCGCCUCGGCUUACACCACGCCCGUUUACACGCCGGGCAUGGCCAACCCCAUCUACCUAACGGCGGCGCCGGGGCUAGAAAUGCAGUCGGCGGCGGUCAACCCCGCCUACACGGUGGCGCCGGCGAUAUCGCCCGCCUACGCUCACAUCACCGCCAUGGGCGCCGCCGACCCCACCACGGCCAUCUUUGAAGCGGCCAGACAGGCCCAUUAUUUCGCUCAAGGCCAGCAAGUGAUGGCCGAGCAGCAGGCGGCGGCGGCGGCGGCCAAGUCUAGCGAACGGGACCGCAGCCCGCUCCGACGGACUGCUCCCCUCCUGCCGGACCCCAUCAUGAAGCCUUUCAUUUACCAGCGCUCCAAACCGCGGCGCUCCCUGCUCCCGACACCUGCUGGCCGCGCCGCAGAGGAGGCGGCGUCAGAGGCGACUGAGGACCACGUGGCAAGAUACUAUGCUGACUACUACCAGCAGUUGCAGCAGUACCCUCACUUCCAGUACGCCUACCCCUCCCCCGGGGCCGUCACCGCCUUCUCGGCCAUGUCCGGCCAGCCCGUGGCCGCGCUGGAAGCCCUCAGGCCAGUGGUCCCUGCCGCCGCCGCCACCGCAGCGGCCGUGGCCGCAGCCAUUGCUACGCCCAGGGUGUAUGAGCCGCCGUUGCCGCCGACCACGCGCAAGGAGUCCAUCCUCCGCCGCCCCGAACUCUCCCUUCACACGCCUGAGCCCCCCUUCCGAUAGUCUGCCCUUUCUCCCCCACCCCACCCUUCCUUUGCGGGCUGUUUUUGUGUCUGAUGGGCGGGGCUAUUAACCUGCUUGGCCAGCCGUCGUCACGCGGUGCAGCCCCUCCCUCCCUCCCUCACCUGUCGGCCACCUUCUGCUCUUGUCGUGCCAGUCGCCGAGACCACGCGCCCGCCGCUCUCUGCAAAGUUUGCGAUGUUGAGCUUUUUCAACUUGGCGGCUGAACUUGAUUUGACCUCGAAAGUUUGGCUUUCAGAUGUAACUUGACUUAACCCCACCGUUAUUUGCAACUGGCCAAGACCUUCCCAAAAAUACUUUCACGAGGUCCAAUGAAGCGCAGCCGCAACGCAACGUACAUUCGAGGCCCGUCCUGAAACGUCACCCGAAAGCUCAACGUAGCCAACUUUGUGAGAGGUGACCUUUGACCUUUUUCUCUUGUGCCAGUAGCGAGCCGCCUGCGCGACUCGCCUUCAAAGUCCGUUUAUGGACCACUCGCCAUUCUUCUGUGUGUGUUCGAGUGAUGUCGGAGGGAGGGAGGGAGGGAGGGAGGGGGCGGAGUCUUAGUUGCCUUAUAUGAAUUAGCUCAGUCAAGAUGAACAUUGCGACGAUGUGGAAGCACACGCGAGCCGUACUUCAACUUUUGUGUUUCUCCCCCAACGCCUGCUGUCGUCAUUGCAACGUGGGAAUUUUUUUUUUUUUUUUUGGAACAGCAGCCUACCUCCUCCCCUCCGUUAUUCUUAAGUGACGUCUUUUUGUUUGUUACUGCCGUGCAUGUCGACUUGUGGGACUCCGCCACUUUUGACAUUCACCGUUGGGGGCGGGGCUUCACGUUCAUUUCCACACAUGGGCGAUAUCAAGAUUUUGUGACUCCAGCGAUCCUUUUUUUUUUUGCAAAAUGAACCUUUUGACAGCUGCACAUAGACACGCACCACAAUCGCCCUACUGCCUUGCUGCCCCCCCCCCCCCCCCCCCCCCCCCCCCCCUUUCUGGUGGUCACAGUGUAAUCUUGUGGUUGCAUCCUUUGUAGAAUUUGGUGUCCACAUUUUUUGUGUCUUGUUUUAUGGAGGGCAUGCUCGCUCGGAUUGACACGUGUAUCCAAACUUGAAUAAACCUUCUCUGGAUGUUUAGUGCUGACUAAAGGAACACAAAGCUUGGGCCCAUGUGCGCUUGGUCUUCUUCUUCCUCCUACGCCUCGUCUUCUUCAUGCGGGGUGGGUGGGGUUCGCCACGGUGUGUUUGUGUGUUGACUGUGCAUGAUGCCACCGGCCCGCCAUGUCCGCCCACCCCCCACUAACUGUGUCAACUGAAUUAGGUCACCUGGACGGCGGCGUGGGCGGCGUGGAUGACUUUUUAGCGUGACGUCAAGUCGCCACCAAGGUAAACCAACCGAGCUUUUGCCCCCCCAUCUCCCUUUGCCUUGUCCCCGAGACUGCCCCAACCAUCACCACAAACACACACACACUUCCUCCCUCUCUCCCUCCCUCCCUCCCCCCUUUUCUGGGGGCGGGCUGAAACCCACCUCCAGUCUCAGCCGCUGCCUCGUUUUGCAACAAUGGACACACCGAGCCGCUCGUUCCCCUGGCCGAAAGCCGAUACCGUUCCGCCGCAUUCGCCGCCCUCGCACCCCCCCUUCACCCCCACACUUCCAGCCGCCGUUUACACACCGUCCUUUUUUUUUCCCGCCGCUACCGCCGCCGCCCCCCCCCCCGGAUGGGAAUGCCGACUCAGCUCUGCCGGAUCCUCGCGCUGCCUUGUACCUUGUUGCCGGGAGGGAGGGGGGGGGAUGAGGGAAUGUGAGUGAGUGAGUGAGUGAGUGAGUGAGUGAGUGAGUGAGUGAGUGAGUGAGUGAGUGAGUGAGUGAGUGAGUGAGUGAGUGAGUGAGUGAGUGAGUGAGUGAGUGAGUGAGUGAGUGAGUGAGUGCAGCAUCCAGGUAGAGUGAACCCCUGUUUAGCGUGGCAGGCAAAUCCCAAAAUACCAUGUCGAGAUUCGUUGGAGUGGGCACGA
Molecule: messenger RNA, 3727 nt
Organism: Syngnathus acus (greater pipefish)
Lineage: Eukaryota; Metazoa; Chordata; Actinopteri; Syngnathiformes; Syngnathidae
Gene: rbm14b
Product: RNA binding motif protein 14b
Exons: 4
Coding region: 96-1724 (542 amino acids)
Cellular component (GO): cytosol
Molecular function (GO): mRNA binding; zinc ion binding
Source: RefSeq, a predicted model, not a curated record